Messenger RNA from Microcebus murinus (gray mouse lemur), 3225 nucleotides. RefSeq names its product acyl-CoA synthetase short chain family member 2 (gene ACSS2). The record is from RefSeq and is a predicted model, not a curated record. Lineage: Eukaryota; Metazoa; Chordata; Mammalia; Primates; Cheirogaleidae. Gene Ontology annotation, molecular function: acetyl-CoA synthetase activity; AMP binding. Gene Ontology annotation, cellular component: cytoplasm.
AGACUCCGCCCCACUAGCCUAAGGCUCCGCCUCUAGGUCGAUCUGUUUUCCCCGCCCGGGCACCCGUGGCGACCGCAAAGGCGGCGACGGUGCUCGAAACUUGACGCGAUGGGGCUUCCCGAGGAGCGUGGCCGGAGCAGCAGCGGGAGCAGGGGCCAGGAGGAAGCUGGAGCCGGAGGCCGGGCGCGGAGUUGGUCUCCGCCGCCUGAGGUCAGCCGCUCCGCGCACGUCCCCUCGCUGCAGCGCUACCGCGAGCUGCACCGGCGCUCUGUGGAGGAGCCAAGGGAGUUUUGGGGUGACAUUGCCAAGGAAUUUUACUGGAAGACUCCAUGCCCUGGCCCAUUCCUCCAGUACAACUUUGAUGUGACUAAAGGGAAAAUCUUCAUUGAGUGGAUGAAAGGAGCAACUACCAACAUCUGCUACAAUGUACUGGAUCGAAAUGUCUAUGAGAAAAAAAUUGGAGAUAAAGUGGCUUUUUACUGGGAGGGCAAUGAACCAGGGGAGACCACCCAGAUCACAUACCAUGAGCUUCUGGUCCAAGUGUGCCAGUUCAGCAAUGUUCUCCGAAAACAGGGCAUUCAGAAGGGUGACCGAGUGGCCAUUUACAUGCCUAUGAUCCCAGAGCUUGUGGUGGCCAUGCUGGCGUGUGCCCGCCUUGGGGCUUUGCACUCCAUUGUGUUUGCAGGCUUCUCUGCAGAGUCUCUAUGUGAAAGGAUCCUGGAUUCUGGUUGCAGCCUUCUCAUAACUACAGAUGCCUUCUACAGGGGGGAAAAGCUUGUGAACCUGAAGGAGCUGGCUGACGAAGCCCUGGAGAAGUGUCAGGAGAAGGGUUUCCCAGUGAGAUGCUGCAUUGUGGUCAAGCACCUAGGGCGGGCAGAGCUGGGCAUGGGUGACUCUCCCAGCCAAUCUCCCCCAAUUAAGAGGCCAUGCCCAGAUGUACAGGGUAAGCUGAAAGAGAAAUCCAAGCGUGUCCGGCCCCAGAUCCCAUGGAACCAAGGAGUUGACUUGUGGUGGCAUGAACUCAUGCAAGAGGCAGGGGAUGAGUGUGAGCCUGAGUGGUAUGAUGCUGAGGACCCACUCUUCAUCCUGUACACUAGUGGCUCCACAGGCAAACCCAAGGGUGUGGUUCACACAGCUGGGGGCUACAUGCUCUAUGUUGCCACAACCUUCAAGUAUGUGUUUGACUUCCACGCGGAGGAUGUGUUCUGGUGCACAGCAGACAUUGGCUGGAUCACUGGCCAUUCCUACGUCACCUAUGGGCCACUGGCCAAUGGUGCCACCAGUGUUUUGUUUGAGGGGAUCCCUACAUACCCAGAUGUGAGCCGCCUGUGGAGCAUUGUGGACAAAUACAAGGUGACCAAGUUCUACACAGCACCCACAGCCAUCCGUCUGCUCAUGAAGUAUGGAGAUGAGCCUGUCACCAAGCAUAGCCGGGCAUCUUUGCAGGUACUAGGCACAGUGGGUGAACCCAUCAACCCAGAGGCCUGGCUGUGGUACCACCGGGUGGUAGGUGCCCAGCGUUGUCCCAUCGUGGAUACCUUCUGGCAAACAGAGACAGGUGGCCACAUGCUGACUCCCCUCCCGGGUGCCACACCCAUGAAGCCUGGUUCUGCUACCUUCCCGUUCUUUGGUGUAGCUCCUGCAAUCCUGAAUGAGUCUGGGGAGGAGUUGGAAGGUGAAGCUGAAGGUUAUCUGGUGUUCAAGCAGCCCUGGCCAGGGAUCAUGCGUACAGUCUAUGGGAACCACGAACGCUUUGAGACCACCUACUUUAAGAAGUUCCCUGGGUACUAUGUGACGGGAGAUGGCUGCCGGCGGGAUCAGGAUGGCUAUUACUGGAUCACUGGCAGGAUUGAUGAUAUGCUCAAUGUAUCUGGACACCUGCUGAGUACAGCGGAGGUGGAAUCAGCACUUGUGGAACAUGAAGCUGUUGCAGAGGCAGCUGUGGUAGGCCACCCUCAUCCUGUGAAGGGUGAAUGCCUCUACUGCUUUGUCACCCUAUGUGAUGGCCACACCUUCAGCCCUACCCUCACCGAGGAGCUCAAGAAGCAGAUUAGAGAAAAGAUUGGCCCCAUUGCCACACCGGACUACAUCCAGAAUGCACCUGGCUUGCCUAAAACCCGCUCAGGAAAAAUCAUGAGGCGAGUACUUCGGAAGAUUGCUCAGAAUGACCGUGACCUGGGGGAUACGUCUACUGUGGCAGACCCAUCUGUCAUCAGUCACCUCUUCAGCCACCGCUGCCUGACCACACAGUGAACAAGAUCCUGUCCUUUACCCAGGAUUCCCCCUGCUUGGCUCUCCUAAGUUUUGCCUAUUCUCUCUCCCCUGCCCCAGAAGUGCUGAGGGCCAGGGCUGAUCCACACUAUAUCUACCUUGACCAGCUGUCUGGGACUGGAAACCAGCUUUGGCCCUAUAUGGAGACAACUUUUUUUGACUGCCAGUCAGAAGGGACAGGGCCCAGGUCAGCCUCAGACUGCUGUGCCCCCAGACUGCAAAGAGUUCUCACAGCCCAGAACAGGGAUAUAAAGGCUACCUCUCUAACCCAAGUUAAAUGUCCAGAGGGUAUGUGAGGACCUAGACUGAAGCAGGGAGACAGCUAUGUAAUCUUGUCAGCUCUCUCAGGAAGCACCAUUACUUAUAUUGGGCAUGCACUUGCCCUUAGACACGAUGGUUUGUGAGUUCAGGAACAAUUUAUUAUUUUUAAAAUAUUUUGCUGCUUCUGUUCAGGGUCUGAAUUCCCUUUAGUGCCAGAUGGCAGUAUUGUCUGCCAGGAGCUGUAUGGACAGGUUCAGUCUCCAGGGGGUUUUCAGAUCAUCUUUUUCUUUGAAGGAGUAGAUAUGUUUUUUCCUAGAGCCAGCGGAGGAGCUUGUGUUCCUUGUACUCUGUUCCUACCCUCCCUGAACAGAGCCCUGCCCAUGAGAGACACUCUCAGAUGAAACUCUUUUCUUGCCCUAGUGAUGCUCAAGCCCUGUGGUUGUAGGAAUAAAGUCUGUGACCUCAAGAAGGUGGUGACUUCUUUUUUUAGGUAUCCGUGUAGUAAGGCUGUAUAGUCGUUAGCUGCUCUGAUUUGUGUGGGAGAUGGGAAGGGGAGUGGUAUUCCCCAGACUAUCCCAAUCUUUCUUCCAGAACUUUUGGUUUGGGUAGAGCUAGGCAGAGCUUCACUCAAAGGCCCUUUCACAAGUCCCUGAGUUAAGUAGGAAAGUGAUUAAAGCCAGUUCACAACUGUGA